ACAAACCAUUUGACAGAUGCUCGAAGUCAAACUCCUAACGUAACGCGGGCGGAAUUUCAGAGAUGUAAAGAUAGCUUACUUUCAAUUUGUAUAAAGAGAGGACAUGGCAAAAGGGCGAUCAUUCGCGCCGUCGAAAGAUAAAGAAGGAAACUGGUUUUCUACACGGGGCUGGCCGAGGACGCUUGACGUCACAAAGCUGCAAGAAAAGAAAGUAGCAUCCCCUCCUAAGAGAUUUAACGACAAAAACGAGGCCCCGUUCAAAAGAUUUGCUUUUUCAACACACGAUAACAGACAUGCAUUUCAAGAUCAAGGAGAAUACUUUGGAAACGGACUUGGACGUCGGACAUUUCCUGACAGAUGUCAGCACUACUCUAACAAUCUGAUCGCAUGGAAAACAAAUAAUGACCCACGCUCGUGCUAUAUGGCAUCGCAUCAAGGUCUCCCGGGAGAUGAUAACAGCCGGUAUAGACGGUUUCCGCAAGUUCAUCUUGAAGGAAAACCUGGUUCUGCUCCAUCAGAAACCACAACUACUAAGUGGUUUAAACAACCAGACAUUCCCUACAAAACGCCUCUACACGUAUUGGCGAUUACUCAAGAACCGUUUCUGUCUCCCAACAAAUGGGCAUAUUCGUACAGACCGAUAUGGUAUUAGGAGUAAUUGAUGAUGCCUUUUCACGAAGACUCGUGUUUCGAACUAAGGCAGGAUUGUGCCGUGUGAUUUGCACGAUUUCAAACUCAAGAUGUGCUUUCUUUCAAGUUUUACUUGAUAAAUCAUAUUUAACUUUUGCGUUCAAACUUAUUUAAAAUGAUUUUUUUGUAGAAAACUGCAAAGUUUUAUUUCCCUCAGGCUCGUGCCCUUGAAAUAAAUUUAAGUCACUUAUAGUAAAACUGAUGUUCUAUUCCACCUUUGGCACACUUGGAUAAACCCAGAGCAAAAAACCCUGGGCCAUCGCAAACCUGGUGGUUGACCCACAAGUUAUAUAGUUUGACAUUCUGUCGCUAGAAGUAGUCGCUAACGGAAUGCCGAUUUAAGUCACAAAAAGGCUCCCCUUAUCAGGCCACUUACACAAAACUGACCAAUCCGAUUACAGGAAACGAGCCCAAAGAAAUUCCAUAUCGUUUUUCGUCUAUCAUUUUUUGCUUUGGACCUAAGAACUGAUUGGCACAGAUAUUAGUUGGAAUCGUUGUUUUUUGCUCGUAAUGAGUAGAAUUUGCCCAUCGAUUGGAGCAAAUCUUUCCUCCAGCACUUCUCGUAUAGAAAGCCGCGGUUAACUUGUAGUUGAAGCUACCACGGAGAAACCUUUGACAACACUACUUCACAAUUUACAUCAAGCAAAAUCCCACAAGAACACUUAGAAAGGCUGUAGGAGUUUGAUUUGAUGUAAAGAGUAAAACGAACAGGUUAUGGAAACAGGAUUUUCUCUCUGACGAUGGGCUAACGCUCGAAAAGCCAGCUUCAGAAACUUUUCACGAUGGCUAACUUACAUUAUCACUGAACUCAAUGGAUAAAACCAAAUUAUCUAUGCAACAAUAAAGUAUAUAGGUAAAAUCCCGAUGAAGAUUUAACGCCAAGAAAACGCCGUCUAAACACUAACCCACUUAUUUGGUGAGAACGUCAAUAUGUUUUCAAAAGAGGGGUUUCUACAAAAAUAAAGAAAAAAAUUACAAAUUGCGAGGGCCUAAUUACGCAGCUAGUAGAAAAACUGAGAAUUUCUAGAGGAAAGUUUAAAAUUAAUAGAGAAAUGAAUAAUUAGUUCAGUUUUUAAAAGAUUCAGUAUACAAACGACUUCUGAAGCUUU
Molecule: messenger RNA, 1799 nt
Organism: Stylophora pistillata
Lineage: Eukaryota; Metazoa; Cnidaria; Anthozoa; Scleractinia; Pocilloporidae
Product: testis-expressed protein 36
Source: RefSeq, a predicted model, not a curated record